GAUACGGAGGAUGCCUGCGGCAAACUACCUGCGAAAUCCCCAAAUGCAGCAAUUUAUGGAGGAUAGCUGCGGUCCAAGCGUAAAUCAACAUACCGACGGCAAAUCUCUCUAAUUUUGUGUCGAAUUAAGAAUGGCCGCCGCUAACCCCUUUUCAGCUGCCGAUGAUUUUACCCCAAAUAGAGUACCCACAAUCGAUAAUUCGAGGAACCCGCCAAAAGAAGAGUGCAGAGCGCGCGUUUCAGGUCCAUCAGCCCCUUCUGCGACGAAUCCUUGCCGCCAUUCCUCUCCGGUCCCAGUAACAGCUGCAUCGCGCUUCCCGUCUCCGAAGGGUCCCUUGCCUAUCAGUUUCGUCGAUUUGCCUUCAGCUUGGCUAACGAAACUGCGGUCGAUUUGCAGAGCUGCUUCGUCGAUUUCCCUUAAGGAAGCAUAUCUUCUCCAGUUCAUUCUUUGGCAUUCAACCCAUAGUUUCUUUCCUCCGUAAUUUUUUUAAAAGUGCAGAAUUUUACCAUGAGUAAGCUCCUUCCUAACACCAUUCGCAUGCUAUCUGUUAUCCUUGAUGCAAAAAAAUUUAUUACUAUCCCCUUACAAAAUCGUGAUAAAUUUAAGAUUUUUCUUUCAACCCUUUGCCCAAAUUUUUGGUAAAAGAUUUUCUAUCUGUAUUGCGUCGUUAAAUAUUUAUUCAUCUGAUUACAUGAUUUCAUUAAAGUAGACAUAGAUAAGAGUUGGAUAUCAAAACCAAGAGGUAGUGACGAAUACAGGGCCGGCUUGAACACUUUUUUGGACUUCGCUUUUGCCAAUGCAUCGUCCGAUGGGAUGAUACAUUGUCCAUGUCCUUCGUGUGGGUUUCGGCUUUUCCAAACUAGAGAAGAUGCCUACGAUCAUCUGCUGCUGAAACCUUUUCCUACCAAUUAUACCUUCUGGUUGCAUCAUGGUGAGAGACGCGUUGGAGAGUAAAACAAGGGAAGAAGAGUCACAAAAACAAGGGAGGACAGUUGGUAGGGGAGAAGUAUGGAUCCUAAAGCACAAACGACCUGAUGGCAGCUAUUUACACAAAGAAGCUCAGAGGAUUGGUGAAAAAAUAAUAGAGAUUGAGCAGCUGGAUGAAUCUACAAGAAUAUUGUCAGAAAAUGAUUCCCUUGCUCAAGCUCUCGGUAAGGAGCACCCAGGUAGAGUGCGUGGCAUAGGACACGGGCCGACACCAACUCAACUAUUCCGUCCGAGUUCGCAGCCGCCGGUGGAUAGAGCUCAAGUAGAAGAGGCCCAAAGGAUGUUGUGUGAACUACAUACAGAGGUGACGACUGAAAAAUUGAAAAGGAAAGCAAUGGAGGAUGAAUUGGCAGCAGAGAAAACGAAGAGGCAAGCAGUGGAGGAUGGAUUGGCAGCAGAGAAAUCGAAGAGGCAGGCAAUCGAAAGUGUGCUGAGUUAUCUGGUCCAACAGCAAGGUGGAGAGCUGCCACCAGACAUCGCUGCACGGAUGUAUUCUCUGAAUGAACAUGGCGGGAAUUAGAAAUUAGGAUAUAUGUGAUAUUUUUUUUUUCAGUAUAUGUUUUUUUUAAUAACUAUGCAUUUUAAAUUAUUAGCUAAGUACUUUACCUUUUUCGGUGAAUAUUGAAUUAAUUUAUUUAUAUUAAAAUAAACACGUUGGUUUA
This is a messenger RNA of Arachis ipaensis, 1649 nucleotides long. RefSeq lists its product as uncharacterized. Lineage: Eukaryota; Viridiplantae; Streptophyta; Magnoliopsida; Fabales; Fabaceae. The record is from RefSeq and is a predicted model, not a curated record.